Marmota monax (woodchuck) is the source of this 2875-nucleotide messenger RNA. It is a transcript of the gene Mcu, whose product is annotated as mitochondrial calcium uniporter. The record is from RefSeq and is a predicted model, not a curated record. Lineage: Eukaryota; Metazoa; Chordata; Mammalia; Rodentia; Sciuridae. Bases 21 to 1073 code for a protein of 350 amino acids. Gene Ontology annotation, biological process: calcium import into the mitochondrion; mitochondrial calcium ion homeostasis. The transcript has 8 exons. Gene Ontology annotation, cellular component: mitochondrial inner membrane; uniplex complex. Gene Ontology annotation, molecular function: uniporter activity; calcium channel activity.
GCGCCGUUUCCAGUUGAGAGAUGGCGGCCGCCGCAGGUAGAUCGCUCCUGCUGCUCCUCUCUUCCCGGGGCGGCGGCGGGGGCGCCGGCGGCUGCGGGGCGCUGACUGCCGGCUGCUUCCCCGCCCUGGCGGUCAGCCGCCACCGGCAGCAGCAGCACCACCGGACGGUCCACCAGAGGCUCUCCUCCUGGCAGAAUUUGGGAGUUGUUUAUUGCAGUACUGUUGUGCCCUCUGAUGAUGUGACAGUGGUUUAUCAAAAUGGGUUACCAGUGAUAUCCGUAAGGCUACCAUCCCGGCGUGAACGCUGCCAGUUCACACUCAAACCUAUCUCAGACUCCGUUGGUGUGUUUUUACGGCAACUGCAAGAAGAGGAUCGGGGAAUUGACAGAGUUGCGAUCUAUUCUCCAGAUGGCGUUCGAGUUGCUGCCUCAACAGGAAUAGACCUCCUCCUCCUUGAUGACUUUAAACUGGUCAUUAAUGACUUAACAUAUCAUGUACGACCACCAAAAAGAGACCUCUUAAGCCAUGAAAACGCAGCAACGCUGAAUGACGUGAAGACGCUGGUCCAGCAGCUCUACACCACGCUGUGCAUUGAGCAGCACCAGCUAAACAAGGAGAGGGAGCUUAUCGAGAGAUUAGAAAACCUCAAAGAGCAGCUGGCUCCCCUGGAAAAGGUACGAAUCGAAAUUAGCAGAAAAGCUGAGAAGAGGACCACUUUGGUGCUAUGGGGUGGCCUUGCCUACAUGGCUACACAGUUUGGCAUUUUGGCCCGGCUCACCUGGUGGGAAUAUUCCUGGGACAUCAUGGAGCCAGUCACCUACUUUAUCACUUAUGGAAGUGCCAUGGCAAUGUAUGCAUAUUUUGUAAUGACACGCCAGGAAUAUGUUUAUCCAGAAGCCAGAGACAGACAGUACUUACUAUUUUUCCAUAAAGGAGCCAAAAAGUCACGUUUUGACCUAGAGAAAUAUAAUCAACUCAAGGAUGCAAUUGCUCAGGCAGAAAUGGAUCUUAAGAGACUGAGAGACCCAUUGCAAGUGCAUCUCCCCCUCCGACAAAUUGGUGAAAAAGAUUGAUCUGCAAAGAGCCUGUGAAUCCCGGCAGAAAGAACACCUGUUUAUAACUCUUGCCUUUUUAAUUAAAGCAUUGCAGGUGGAAGCUGGGAGCCAUGUGGGGGUAGAGGGUUUUUACCUUUAAUUAUAAAACAAAAAGGAUCUUAGAGAAAAAAAGAAUGUUAAAAUCUGAGGAUCAGGCAUCAUGGAAAAUAAGCUCAAAGGGCUUAGUGAAUAUUGUCUUAAUCAAGCAUCUUAAUUUCUGAAUGAAAAUGAUGCAUUUAUAUAGUUGAGAGAUUCACAAAGAGAAAACAAUGCUGGGGGUGUUGGUUUCUUGCAUCUUCUUCGCAGGGUCAGCAAAACAGUAACACACCAGCACCCCACCGAGCUCUAUUUUUUUUUUAAUUUAACAUUUCUUAUUUUUGACAUAAAUAAAUAUACCUGAAAAGCAAAUCCUCAUGAUAUGUGGGUGGCAACAGAGUCUGAGCCCAUAUCAUUAGCAUUUAUUUUAAAUUGAACCCAGUCUCUGCAAAGUUACUAGGAAUCUCUUCCUCUAGUCCCCCUUUCUGACCAACUACCUGUUGGUUACACUAAUUUUAUCCAAAUGAUGAUUGGAACUGACUAUGACUGAUAAUUGAUACUUUGGAUUUCCCUUAAUACCUUCUUAAAUGUCUAUAUAUCCCAGUGCUCUGGAUCAGUAUCUAGAAAUCAUUGGCAAUACUACAUGAAGUUUCUCUGUUUUGUUUUUCACAAUUAGUCUUUCAGAGGAGGAAAAAUUUCCCUCUAAAUACCUAUCCCUCUCCCUCCACAACUCAGAUCAGAGGAGGGUGUUCAGCUGUAUUACCAAAUCAGGAAGAUGUAAGGUUUACAAAUUGACUAAAAAUCAUGGCUCUUUAGCUAUUUCAGAACCAGAAUGAUCUCACUGCUGUUAUUCUGCUUGUAUGACAGUUACGAGCCGCCCAGAUGGCACUGCUGUGUCUGGGGGCUUUAUUAAUCUUAAAAGACACACUUCCACACUGUUUGUGAGCUCUCCCACCUCCACCACCCAGUUGUUAUAAAUCAAGUGUGUGGAUCUCAAAGGGUGCAAUUUAUCUUUAUACAGGAAUACAUUUCUAUGGCUUCCUUCAGCCUCCCCUCUCCACCCUAUUUUUUCUUAUAUUCAAAUGAGAGAAAGAAAAAUUGAUCUUAUACUCUAUCAAAAUGUUUUCUACCGCAUUUCCAGAUGACAUCUGCACGUGAAGAGUAAAGGAAUCUGUGUGUGAUAUCAUGUUUUUAAUGACUGUGAGGGCAGGAUGGCCAGGAGGAUGGGGGCUCGCUACACAUCUGAUUGUCUUUCUUUCACAUGACUCAUCCCUCCUCAUGUGACAAGAAGUUUCUUUUUCUUCCUCCUUUGGGAUCAUUGUAUAUGAAGAGAAAACCUUUAAAUGACAAAUCCAGACUCCAGGUGCCUUGCAGAGGUCAAAGGCCAGACUGCUGCUCCCGCCACCACCCUUCACUGGCAUGAUGGAAUGAAAGGAUGCAUGCCCGCCCCCAGCCCGCCUCCAACUUCCUUCCCUGUCCUUCAGCCCCUCCCUCAUUUAUUUUUGUUGUUGGAUUAUUUUUAAACCAUUUAUCAUGUUUGUGUCAGGGUUUUUAAGAAGAAACAGCACAGUGCAAUGAGCAAAUCCUUUUGGGGUGUGUGGGAGGCAAGGGAGGGAGGACUCGGAGAAAAGUCCUUUAAACAAAUAGCAAAAUAUUGAACAUGUGUAAAAUCCUGUAUCAUUUAUGAAAUAUGUAUAAAAAGCAAUGUACCUUCUGGAACAAUAAAUACUUAUUCAAUUUUUGAA